Molecule: messenger RNA, 3558 nt
Organism: Neurospora tetraspora
Lineage: Eukaryota; Fungi; Ascomycota; Sordariomycetes; Sordariales; Sordariaceae
Product: mitochondrial valine--tRNA ligase
Exons: 2
Coding region: 142-3432 (1096 amino acids)
Biological process (GO): valyl-tRNA aminoacylation
Cellular component (GO): cytosol
Molecular function (GO): valine-tRNA ligase activity; ATP binding; aminoacyl-tRNA deacylase activity
Source: RefSeq, a predicted model, not a curated record
GACUCAUGGGCCCAUGGCUCCCGGCCGGCCUAGUCCGUCUGCCCCUCCGAGGGGCGGCCGCAAAAGAAAUUCCUGUCAGCCUGACGGCCCGCCUAUAACGCUCAACCCUUCAGCUGCCCAUUGACCCUUAUCGUCCUCUGAAUGCCGCUUUCGUUGUGGCGAUUGGCAAUUGGAAGCUCGAGAAGGCAUUCAUUGCUUAAAAUCACGUCGACCCGCAUACUUCCGGUUCCUCGACAGUAUUCGACUUUCAUCAACAACAACAAAGUCAACGUCAACAUGGCGGGAGAAGACCAACCCGUUGCCGCGCCUGCCGCUGCGCCGGCUGCGCAGGAUGCGCCCGGUGCCCCUGCCCCGAAGAAGAAUGACAAGAAGGAGAAGGCUAAGGCCGACAAGGCCGCCAAGUUCGCUGCUAAGCAGGCCGCCGCCAAAGCGAAGCAGCCCGCUGCUCAGUCCGCCGCCCCCAAGGAGAAGAAGGAGAAGACCCCUGCCCUGCCUCCUUACGAAGACAACACCCCCGCCGGCGAGAAGAAGGUCAUCCAGUCUUUCGAGCACCCUCACUUCUCGGCAUACAACCCCAGCGCCGUCGAGGCUGCCUGGUACCAAUGGUGGGAGAAGGCCGGCUACUUCAAGCCUGAAAGCUGCAGGAAACCCUCGGCUGGCAAGUUCGUCAUCCCUCUGCCACCUCCGAACGUUACCGGCGCUCUCCACUGCGGCCAUGCUCUCGCCAACUCCCUGCAAGAUACUUUGAUCCGCUGGUACCGCAUGAAGGGUUACGAGACCUUGUGGGUGCCCGGUUGCGACCAUGCCGGUAUUUCGACCCAGUCCGUCGUCGAGAAGAUGCUUUGGAAGAAGGAGAAGAAGAUUCGUCAAGAACUUGGCCGUGAGAAGUUCACAGACCUUGUCUGGGAGUGGAAGGGCGAAUACCAUCAACGUAUCAACAACGCCCAGAAGCUUAUGGGCGGUUCGAUGGACUGGGACCGUGAGGCCUUCACCAUGGAUGAGAACCUUACCGCUGCCACCAUGGAGACUUUCUGCCGUCUCCACGACGAGGGCCUCAUCUACAGGUCCAACCGCUUGGUGAACUGGUGCACCCACUUGAACACCGCUCUCAGCGGUUUGGAGGUCGAGAACAAGGAGAUUACCGGCCGUACCCUUCUUGAUGUCCCCGGUUACGACAAGAAGGUUGAGUUCGGUGUCCUUACUCACUUCAAGUAUCAGAUUGACGGUUCCGAGGAGACGAUCGAGGUUGCCACCACCCGUCCCGAGACCAUGCUUGGCGAUACCGGUAUUGCCGUCAACCCCGAGGAUCCUCGCUACACCCACCUUGUCGGCAAGUUCGCCCGCCACCCCUUCGUUGACCGCCUCCUUCCCAUUGUCACCGACAGCUACGUCGACAAGGAGUUCGGUACCGGUGCUGUCAAGUUGACCCCGGCCCACGAUUUCAACGAUUACCAGCUUGGUCAGCGUCACAACCUCGAGUUCAUCAACAUUCUGAACGAGAACGGAACCCUCAACGACAAUGCCGGCCCCUUCAAGGGACAGAAGCGCUUCGACGCCCGUUACACUGUUGUGGAGGAAUUGACCAAGCUUGGACUCUUCGUCAAGAAGGAGCCCAACCCGAUGAAGAUUCCCCUUUGCGAGAAGUCCAAGGACGUCAUUGAGCCCAUGAUGACCGAGCAAUGGUGGGUUCGCAUGAAGGAGAUGGGUGAAGCCGCGCUCAAGGUUGUCGAGGAGGGCAAGGUCAAGAUCUCCCCCGAGAGUGCUACCAAGUCCUACAAGAGAUGGCUUGCCGAUAUCCAGGAUUGGUGUAUUUCUCGUCAGCUCUGGUGGGGCCACCGCAUUCCUGCCUACCGCGUCAUCUUUGAGGGCGAGGAGGGCCAACGUGAGAAUGAGAAGUCCGAAUGGGUGGUUGGCAGAACACAGGAGGAGGCUCAGGCAAAGGCUGAGGCCAAGUUCGCCGGCCGCAAGUUCACCCUUGAGCAGGAUCCCGACUGUCUCGAUACCUGGUUCAGCUCCGGACUUUGGCCUAUGGCCACUCUUGGCUGGCCCAACACUGAGAACCUCGACUUCAAGAAGUUCUUCCCUACCAGCAUGCUCGAGACCGGCUGGGAUAUUUUGUUCUUCUGGGUCAGCCGUAUGAUUAUGCUCAGUCUCAAGAUGACCGGAGAGGUGCCGUUCACCGAGGUGUACUGCCACAGUCUGAUCCGUGAUUCCGAGGGCAGGAAGAUGAGCAAGUCUUUGGGCAACGUCAUUGACCCUCUUGACAUCAUUCGCGGUAUCGAACUCGAGGACCUCCACGCCAAGUUGCUGGUCGGUAACCUGAAGGAGGAAGAAGUCGCCAGAGCUACCAAGUACCAAAAGACUGCCUUCCCCAGCGGUAUCCCCGAGUGCGGCGCGGACGCCAUGCGUUUCACCCUUCUCUCUUACACCACUGGCGGUGGCGAUAUCAACUUCGACAUCAAGGUUAUGCACGCUUACCGCAGAUUCUGCAACAAGAUUUGGCAAGCCAGCAAGUACGUCCUUGGCAAGCUUCCUCAGGACUUUGUCCCCAAGGCUCAGCUUGACACCGCCAACCUCUCUGUUCCCGAGAAGUGGAUCCUUCACCGCAUGAACGUCGCCGUCAAGGGCAUGAACGAGGCUCUUGAGGCCCGCGAGUUCUCCAGAGCCACCAAGGUGGCUUACCAGUUCUUCUAUGACGAGCUCUGCGACGUCUUCAUCGAGAACAGCAAGGGUAUCCUCAGCGACGGUACCCCUGAGGAGCAGCAGAGCGUGCAGCAGACACUGUACCAUGCCCUUGAUGUGGCGCUGCGCCUUCUCCACCCGAUCAUGCCCUACGUCACUGAGGAGCUCUGGCAGCGUCUUCCUCGCAAGCAGGGCGAUGGAGAGACCAUCAUGCUUGCUCCUUACCCUGCCUUCGAGUCUCAGCUCGAGUUCGCUACCGAAGCUGAGGACUAUGAGCUUGGUCUCAAGUGCGCCGGCGGCAUCCGCUCCCUGGCUGCCGACUACAACAUCAAGUCGGAUGGCAGCGCGUUCAUCAAGGCUACUACUGCGGACAGCCUCGCCACUGUUAGUGCUCAGCUCGCCGCCAUCAGGACACUUUGCGGCAAGGGCGUUAAGGAGGUCAACGUUUUGGGCGCCGAUGAGGAGCUGCCAAGAGGCUGCGCCGUCUAUGUCAUCAAUGCCGAGAUCACCGUUCUUCUCCAGGUUGGCGAUAACAUCAGCGACAUUGAUGCCGAGAUCAAGAAGAUCACCACCAAGUUGCAGAAGACUGAUCUCGCCAUCAAGAAGCAACAAGAGCUGCUGUCUAAGGAUGGUUUCGAGAAGGUCAGCGAGGCUGUCCAGGAGUCGGAGAAGCAGAAGCUGGCCGAUGCUCAGGCGGCAAAGGAGAACUAUCAGCGCACCCUGGAAGAGUUCAGCAAGCUGAAGAUUUAAACGUGGGAUUUUGGAGUUAGCAUCUGUUUGAGCAUCUAGCACGGUCCUUGAGUGUCCGAACAAUGCUUGGAGCGUUUAGAAAAGUUGUAGCUAGUUUCUCAUUAUAAAACGGCAUCUUUCGGAACA